Molecule: messenger RNA, 3704 nt
Organism: Toxotes jaculatrix (banded archerfish)
Lineage: Eukaryota; Metazoa; Chordata; Actinopteri; Toxotidae
Gene: hnrpkl
Product: heterogeneous nuclear ribonucleoprotein K, like
Exons: 16
Coding region: 168-1463 (431 amino acids)
Biological process (GO): regulation of mRNA splicing, via spliceosome; regulation of transcription by RNA polymerase II
Cellular component (GO): nucleus; cytoplasm
Molecular function (GO): mRNA binding
Source: RefSeq, a predicted model, not a curated record
CACUGGGUGAGUGUCGACGAAUCGAGCUCACCCACAGUGUCUUCUCUCCAUGCUGAAAACGUGCGAACGUUUCAGGGCGAGGGAACCGUGUUGGACCGCAGUGAACGUGGUUUUACUGCAGAUCCAGGGAGAGGAGCCUGUUUGCAUUCUUCUGCAGGUGCAAGACAAUGGAGGUGAAAAUCGAACAGCAGGACGAAGACAUCACAUUCAGCAACACUGACACAAAUAGUAAACGCCCAGCUGAGGAUAUGGAUGAGGAGCAAGCCUUCAAACGUUCGCGCAACACAGACGAGAUGGUGGAGCUGCGCGUGCUGCUUCAGAGCAAAAAUGCUGGUGCUGUUAUUGGAAAGGGUGGAAAGAACAUAAAAGCCCUACGCACAGACUACAAUGCCAGUGUAUCAGUCCCAGACAGCAGUGGCCCAGAGCGGAUCCUGAGUGUGAACGCCAGCAUCGACACUAUAGGAGAGAUUCUGCUGAAAAUCAUACCAACUCUAGAGGAGUACCAGCAUUACAGCGGGAUUGAUUUUGACUCCGAGCUUCGACUGCUGAUCCAUCAGAGCUUGGCAGGGGGCAUCAUCGGGGUGAAAGGUGCCAAGAUAAAGGAGCUGAGAGAGAACACCCAGACCACCAUCAAGUUGUUCCAGGAGUGCUGUCCACACUCCACUGACAGAGUCGUCUUGGUGGGAGGAAAGCCAGAACGCGUCAUUGAAUGUAUAAAAGUUAUCCUGGAGCUGGUGUCAGAGGCGCCAAUCAAAGGUCGUGCCCAGCCUUAUGACCCUAAUUUCUAUGACGAGACAUACGACUAUGGAGGUUUCACCAUGUUAUUCGAGGAGAGAGGCAGACGACCCAUUGGUGGCUUCCCCAUUCGUGUGCGUGGAGGCUUUGAGCGCAUGCCCCCCGUUCGUGGCAACAGACCCCUGCCUCCCUCCAGAAGGGACUACGACGACAUGAGCCCCCGUCGGGGUCCUCCACCACCGCUGAGCAGAGGUGGACGAGGUGGCAGCCGAGCACGUAACUUGCCUCUUCCCCCACCUCCGCCGCCAAGAGGAGGGGGAGACAGGUUCUCACAUGGCAGCUACCACAGCAGCAUGGACGACAGACCAAGUGACAGAAGAGGCCGAGGAGGAGACCGUUAUGACAGCAUGAGUGGAGGCGGAUAUGACAACAACUCUUCCUGGGAGCACUUUCAGUCUGGUGGUAGAGGGUCAUACAGUGAUAUAGGAGGCCCAGUCAUCACAACACAAGUCACCAUCCCAAAAGAUCUGGCUGGGUCCAUCAUUGGUAAGGGUGGCCAGAGGAUCAAGCAGAUCCGCCAUGAGUCUGGGGCAUCCAUCAAGAUUGAUGAACCACUAGAGGGCUCUGAGGACCGCAUCAUCACCAUCACAGGAACACAGGACCAGAUCCAGAACGCCCAGUAUCUGCUGCAGAACAGUGUGAGGCAGUACUCCGGUCGGUUCUUUUAGGACGAAGGAUGUGAAGAAGAAGAGUGAAGCCAUGCUGCCAUACUGUUUGCUCCUUCUAUUCAGAGCCUACAUUCCUCUGCUUUGGGUAGAUGUGCCCCCCCCCCCCCCCCACACACACACACUAUCACACACUAUCACACACUAUCACACACUACACCACCUAUCUAUACAUUGGAAAUUUUAUUUAGAGGAGUUUUGAAAAAUCUUAAGCUGUCAAACAGCAAACAAGGAGUCAACCACAUUUCUGUGCUGGUGUAAUUAUUUUCUGGGAGAUUCUUGUGCCGUCAUUGGAGUAAACUCAUCUGUGUGAUAACUUUCUGUGUUGUGAGCUGCCCCUUAUCUCCCUCAUUUCAGUACAGCAUGCAGAAUGUAAUCUUUUUGUAAGGAACAUGAUGUGAUUUAUAGGUUUUUGUUUUUUUUCCCCGUCAAACAUUGAAGCACCCCCUCCAAAUGAAGAUGCAUGGUCUGAAGAAUGGUUAAAGAACCAUUUAAAUAAACUUUAUUACUUUAAUUUUUACACAACAUUCAACACCCUUUUCCACUUUAAAAUAAAGUGCUUUUUGUAAAAUGGACUUUAUAGCAAUAGCUCGACAUUUUAGGAAAUAUACGUAUUUGUUUCUGGCUCAGAGUUUUAGAUGACAAGUUUGAUACCAUUCUCUUCGGCCAUUUUCACAGAUAGACUUUGUUUGUGGCUUAGAUCAAACUAAUAGACGAAAGAUAGAUGCCAUGUUCAUCCAUAGCACAAGGCUGCCUUGUUCUUGAGUCUUAAGUAGGACUAAUUUGCCAUGAAUUCUAGGUAAAUAAAGACUGCAGCUGCACAGGCGCCCCAAAAAAGCCCAAAUCAGUUGUUAUCUACACAAUUUGAUUAAUCACUAAUUUAUUAGAAUUUCACACCACUCAAGUAAAAUAUAUGCUAUGAUGAGUCCUCCAUCCUCCGUCUUGUGGCCUUGUCUUAUAGAGGGACUCUGUCAAAAUCCAGUCUUAAUACCUUAACUGUUAUAGUUUAUAUUUAGCUUGUUUGUUGUAAAUUUCUAUUGUAUCAGAUUACUUCCAUUUUUUCUGUGAGGUAAUUAACACACAUAAAACCUCUGACAGGGUCGUAUUAUGUUCACUAUAGAAGUACUGAAAGGCUGCGAACUACAAUCAUUUACAUACAUCUGAUGAUUAUUUUCUUUAAUAGUCAAUUGAUUAAGUGGAUAAAAUGCCAGUAAAUAGUGAAAAAAAGCUCAUCCUUAUUCCUUGAAUCCCAAAUUAUAAUAAUGGGUAGAAAAAUAAAUCUUGGCUCAAGUUUGAACCCACAGCUUAACUCAUUAAAUUCAGGCCUGUUUCUUGUUAAAGUUUACAUCCGUUCAUAUAAAAGAAGAGUUUUAAUGUUUAAAUAAUUGAAUUACACUGAAAACUAAACUCAUAGGCUGGAGAAGCAGCCCUCUCUUAGAAGAAUAUUAAAAAGUAGCCUACUUUUAUGAUGACUGGGUGGGUUCCAGGCUCUGAUUUAGCAGUUCUUCCAGUUAAAUCUGAUAGUACUCAUAAAACGGCUAAGCUAAUUGUCAUUUAUACAGUUUGGGUUUUAUAUGGAAUGCACAAAUGAGGUAUAAACUGUUAAUUUCUGAACAUUAUUAUGCUCAUGAGACCUAAAUGAGAGUAGUAUCUCAUCUUAAGUGAACUCUCUGCCACAAAAUAAAUAAAUAAAUAUAUUCCCAAAAUGUCAAACUUUUGCUGUAAAUUGGGAUAAAUGUGCCAGUGUGAUAUAGCAAAAAAGAAAAUUUUAAGAAAUUUUGUUUUUCAUUGAAAGUCAAGGAUCUGUAUAAAGUGUGUGUGUGUAUAUAUUUACAUAGAAGUCGUUAAUUUCAUGAGUGGUUAGGUUGGCCCAGACUACUUUCUGCUUUCUCAGAAGGAGAUGGAGCCAAAAGGCAGGUUUGGUAAAUUUUUUCUUUUUUCUUUCUUUGUUUUUUUUUCUCUGUCGUUAUUAGAUUUAUUUUCUGCCACUCACUUGGAUGGACUUCGCUGCAAUGCAACCUUAAUAUCUGAUCUGUUAGAUCCAUUUAUUCUUGCAUAAAAGUCUUGUUUGUAAUUUGUAAGCUUUUUUUUGAUGAUCUCCUAAAAUGCAGUUGGAUGUGAGGAGCAUACAGCUUUGCGAGUCCAUGAGUGGUGCUUUCUGUCCGGUCAUAUCUGUAUUUCUGUGUCUGAUAUCUGUAGUACCUGCAGGUGUUGAGUAAAUAAAGUCUGUGUUACAGUUCAAUA